UUCUCCACACUUUUGUCUUCCAUUCGUCUGCCGAGUCGUUGAUUGGUAUCAAGUGCUUACUUACUACUACGUGUAUCCUGCAGCGUUGUGUGGUCCGCCGACGACGCGGUGUGUCGAACGUCGUAAAUUGGUAGCACCAGGCACUGACGGAUAAUAUGAGGAGUGUCGCUGCUGGAGGUCAAUAGUUAUCAAUUACCAAGCUCCAUCGCUGGAGUCCUCAUUAUUAUCUUGCCUACCAGGAAUACACGUUCAUACAUUUCAAAUAAAUAUUCAAGCACAAUGCAGAUUCAGGUAUUAUUAUUAUCGAUGAUGCUGGCGAUAUCGACAUCGUCUCCAUCGCCGUCUCCUCCUCCAAGGGCAGGCUAUUACCCAUCUUCAUCUCCCCGACCAGUUUACAUGGCCCAACGGUCUCGAGACUAUCCAACCCAGGCCUCUUCUGAAGACGAUGAGCCAUAUCCAUCCACAUCCUCUUUGGGGACAGCUCGAACUACCAAUGGUGCUGAAGAAGCUGAGGAUAAUACUGGUUUUGUGGAGCCGAUAGACUUCAAAAAUCUUCUCCAAGACGUGGACUCAACUUCUAAGGGCUUAGAACUUGGGGCUAACAAUAACAAUAACCCGUUGUUUGCGUCGGAAUCAAAAAAUUCCUUUGCUGGAUUCUUUGGUUCGGACAAUAAGGACCCGUUUGCUGAUUUUGGGGGCGGUGGUCUCGCAGCAGCUUCGUCCGAAAGAAGCACCAAGAAUCCUGACGAUAGAGAAUCCACUGGUUUUGUCGACCCCAAUGUAAAUUUUAGAAGCUUGUUUGAUUCAUCACAAACUGCUAGUAAUGGCUUCACACCGCAAGAUUUUUUAGGAAGUCAGCAGGGAGAUGGAAAUGGGGCGAGGGGAUCUCAAACAAGAGCAUUCCCAUCUUUCACCUACAGCGGAAGAAAGGAGGAUGGUCCACCAAACAGAUUCCGAUCAAACUACCGACAAGUUGACUCCCAGGAUGACGACUACAGCAGCAACAAUCGUGGAAGGGAUGACGAUGAUCGAGACUACGAGGACUCCCCCAGAGGUCGACCACGAUACAGCAAUAACAGUCCCACACCAAGAUACUCUCCAAACACGGAGGAAAGCUCACACCGACCACAAUCAACGGGGCGAGGAGGAGGAGUCUCAGCAAGCCCAAAAGCUGCUGAAUCAAAAAACAAUCCGAAAUGCAAAAAGGUCGAAAAAACUGUAGACUAUGAAAACGAGGAUUAUGCCGGUUUCACCGAACCAGAACCUGACUAUGACCCCUCAACCUACAGGGGACGUUACAAGAGACAGUCACGACCUCGACAGGGGAGACAGGCCAAAGCCAAGAGACCCAUGACUUGCUACGUGUGCGAAGAUGAACAAGGACGCUAUGCGGAGCGCUGUUCGUACGAUUCUAAAGCCAAUCCGAACAAGAACGAAUAUUUCCACUCUUCGUCGAGCUCUUUUAGCGAUAACGGCAACAACGGUCGACGUCCCUCUGGAAAACAAGAUAGACAUCGAAGGAAUCCAUCGAUUAAUCGCCGGCGAUUUGACGUAGCUUCCACGACGCUUGCAACCGUAUCACUUCCAGCCCCAAAAUCUGUUGAUGUGGCAAACGAGCCCAAGAAAUCGUCAGAAAUAGAAGAGGCCGAGCCCAAAGUAGUCGAGAAGCGUCAAAGUGGCCCAGACAGAUAUGCCUCAAAUUUUGGAAGCAAUGGUCCAAGAAACAACGCAAGGAACAACAAUCGCAACAAUGACUUUGACUAUAACGGUCCUGCCCAAAAUGGGGCGGAUUUUGGUCUCCCCAGAGGCUACAUUGGGGCCCGAGAGGAAGAAAACGACAGUCCUCAGUACCAGCCGCAAGGAGGAGGAAGAGGAAAUGACUACGGAUUUGAUGGUGCAAAUGAUGGCAGUAAUAACGAUGACCGAGAUUUUGGAUUUGGUGGAAGGGAUUCCUCCAGCAGCAAUAAUAACAAUAAUGACUUCAAUUUUGGACCACCAGCAGAUUUUGGUAGAGAAUCGGCCCCAUCCGGCGGCGGCGGCUCAGAUCGUGGUUUCAAUUUUGAUUUUUCAAUACCAAAGGAGUACGACCCCGAUGUUCAACUCCGAAAUUCUAACCGUAACUCGAAUCGCCAGGGAGGUUUUGAUGGUGGAAGUGAUGCGACGAGCAAUCGAGGCGAUGCCCCAACCAACUUUGACGCGGAGUAUGACGAUUAUGUAAAAAAGAAUUUCCCCGAUGCCUUUGGUCCAUCUUCCGCCUCCUCGUAUCCAGAGGCUUCAACACGACCCUCAUCAUCCUCCUUUCGACCGAGCGCCGGACCACCCCUGCCUAGUUAUCAACCAAGACCCCGUGGACCAGAUCGAGACCAUAGUUUUAAUCAAUUUCAUCAACCAGAAAGCUCUCCCCCACGCGGACGAGGCAACAAUCACAGAGGGAAUCCAGACAAAGAACAUACUCAGCCAAGCUACAACUUUGCUCCACCUCCAAAUUUUUACAAUGAUAGUCCUCAAGGAGGAUUUCAUGGGGAUGUGCAGGACAAUGCUCAAAAUUUAAAUAAGCUGGUGGAAAACUUUUCAGAAAGAGAUCGUGCAGGUUGUCAACGAGUAUUGAAGGGAGAUAUGAGCUGUUUUGUUUGCCGUGAUGCUAGAGGCAUGAACAAGGAAGAGUGUAUGUAUUCUUCGAAUGACCCCAAAAACCAGAGGAUGGCUUAUCAUGAGGUAACUGAGUACUCUUCGGAUCCUCCUGCAAGUAUUUUACCGCUGCCUCAAAAUCAUGAAAUUGCCGAACAACCACAAACAUCACAAGCUGCUUCUGAAAUUUCAUCAAAAACUGUUGCCUCACCACAUUCUACUCCGUCUAAUGCAACAAGUCUUCACAAUAAAGUAAAAUCCGAUACGAAAUCCAGCACCCCGAAGUCAAAGUCUGUGACUAGGGUGGAGUCCACUGUUGUUACAAGAAAAAUCCACCAUGAAAACAACACGCCAUUCGAAUACGAUUUUGAUUACUAAUUGGAGCAGGAAUUCGAGAUCUUAAUAAUAUUAAAAGUUUGCAUGCAUCUACGUAUGCUUGGGUAUAUCUUGAUUUAUAUGAACCUUGUGGGAAGGAAUUUAACACAGAUACUCAGGUCAAGCCUUUAGACUAAUAUGUUUCCUUGUGGAAAAUUAUGUAGCGUGGUCAAAUGUUCCAAUAUAAUUUUCCGACAAACUUAAGUUUCUACUUAUGUCCGCAUACAUACAUAUGUAUGCACAUAUAUGUAAGUAAUUUUAAUUGUUGUCAUCUGUGUGACGACAUUUUACGCAGUACAUCGUUCUACAUUAUUGGAAUGAAAAUUGUUACUUGGUACAAUAAAUGUUGAUAGAUAAGUA
Folsomia candida is the source of this 3363-nucleotide messenger RNA. Its product is annotated as probable cyclin-dependent serine/threonine-protein kinase DDB_G0292550. The transcript has 11 exons. Bases 280 to 3006 code for a protein of 908 amino acids. The record is from RefSeq and is a predicted model, not a curated record. NCBI's taxonomy places the organism in Eukaryota, Metazoa, Arthropoda, Collembola, Entomobryomorpha, Isotomidae.